AUGUCUAACUCAAUCAAGAAGCUGUAUGAUGAAUGGAGUAUCCAAGGUUUCGUUCUGUUCAGUCUCUCACUACAGAUCAUUCUAAUUCUGUUUGCACCAUUUAGAAAACGCACAGGAAAUAUGAUCGUAAUCUCGCUGAUUUGGCUAGCUUACUUGCUGGCCGAUUGGGCUGCUAUCUUUGCAUUGGGACUUAUUUCCAGCCGUCAAAAAUAUACUCAAAAAUUUGAUGAUCAUGCUGACAUUCGGGUGUUUUGGGCUCCCUUUCUUUUGUUACACCUUGGUGGUCCAGAUACCGUAACUGCUUUUGCUAUGGAGGAUAAUGCUCUCUGGCUAAGGCACUUAGUUGGACUCCUAAGCCAGGUUGUCACUGCUAUUAUUGUCUUUGGCCAAUCCCUUCCCAGUAACAAGUUAUGGGUCCCUACUCUCCUUCUGUUUGUUGUUGGAACCAUCAAGUAUGGUGAGCGAACAUAUGCUUUAUUUCAAGCAAACCUGAAUACAUUUCGGAAAUCCAUGCUUAAAGCGCCUGACCCAGGGCCUGACUAUGCAGAGUAUAUGGAGAAAUACUCUGCAAUAAAAAAGGACAACCGCGAACCUAAUAUUUGGAUCGAGGAGGCACCUGAAAGAGCCAUGACCUCCCAUCAAAGCGAUCUCGAUGCUAUUGCGGAGGUGCAACAUGCUUAUCAAUUCUUCGAAAUCUUCAAGGGUCUCAUUGUGGAUCACAUCUUUAGUACCCGUGACCAUUGGCAGAGCCGAGAUUUUUUCGGUCAGAGAACCGCAGAGGUUGCUUUGAAAGUCGUAGCAGUUGAACUCAACUUCUUCUAUACAGUUCUCUAUACGAAGGUUGUCGUGAUACGUUCAAUAUUUGGAUACUUUGCCCGGUUUAUAUCCAGUUGUGCGAUUGUUGCAGCUCUUUCAACCUUCUAUUCAUUAGAUAAGCAUGGUUUUGGCAAGAUUGACGUUGGAAUUACCUAUACCUUGCUCUUUGGUGCCAUAGCCUUGGAUACAAUUGCUCUCUUUAUGCUGGCUUUCUCUGAUUGGACUGUUGCUGUUGCUUACACCCAGCAGGUGUAUACAUUUACUCACACCAGCAAUAAAAGAUGGAAAGGAAUAAACAUAUGCUUCCUCCCUCUCUUCAGAUGCUUCCUCCCUCUCUUCAGAUACUUUCUCCAUCUCAAGAAGAUAAACUGGGGGGAAGAUAUAGAAUCAAUGAGUUGCUUGGGACGGGCUAGACAAAUCCUAUUUCGGAGGUGGUCUGAAUCUCUAAAUCAAUACAACUUGAUACAUUAUUGUCUGGAGGAAGGUACAAAACAGAAUCGUAGUCACUUUGCUAGUUUUUGUCGUAUGUGUUUUUCUCUCUUCAACUUGAAGGAUUUCUAUGAUAAGAUUACAUAUGUGUCCAAGAAACCAUUUGAAAAAAAGCUAUGGGAUUUCAUCUUUGUUCAGCUGAAAAAGAAAUCCGAUCUCGCAGAUGAACCUGAGUCACCUGACACUGCGAAGAGAAUAUGUUCAGCCCGAGGGGAAUGGGUUCUACAAAAUAAUGAUUGGACUACGGAGGGUAGCAGCAAGUUGAUGCAUUAUAUUGUCGACGUUGGUUUUGAUCAGAGUCUUAUAUUAUGGCAUAUUGCUACAGAUCUCUGCUAUCAUGACCAUACAAUCCAUGAGAGUGAUGAAGACACUCGUAAUCGUCGUGAAUUUUGUAAAAUCCUUUCGGAUUAUAUGUUAUAUCUUCUAGUUAUGCAGCCUACUAUGAUGUCUGCUGUAGCAGGUAUUGGCCAAAUAAGAUUCCGCGAUACUUGUGCCGAGGCCAAAAGAUUCUUCGACAAAAAGGUCGACCUACGACAAGAACAAGAUCAAGAACAUAAACAGGCUUGUACUAGAAUCCUUGAAGUAAAUACUGAUUUGGAACCUGCUAGUCUGAAGGGAGACAUAAGCAAAUCUGUGUUGUUCGAUGCAUGUAUUCUCGCAAAAGAGCUAAGAAAUUUGGAGUACAAAAAGGGAUGGGGUGUAAUGAGUGAAGUGUGGGUGGAAAUGUUGUCUUAUGCUGCAAGCCAUUGCAGGUCCAAUACUCAUGUUGCUCAACUAAGCAAAGGAGGAGAGCUUAUCACAUUUGUCUGGUUAUUAAUGGCUCAUCUUGGCAUUGGAGAUCACUUCCAAUAUACUGCUACACAAGUUUCAAAGAUUUCGAUUCACAGUCUCCAAGAGGGAGUUCAAUCUGACAGUCCGAGUGAUUUCGAUCCAUGA
Corylus avellana is the source of this 2241-nucleotide messenger RNA. The record is from RefSeq and is a predicted model, not a curated record. Lineage: Eukaryota; Viridiplantae; Streptophyta; Magnoliopsida; Fagales; Betulaceae.